This is a messenger RNA of Melanotaenia boesemani (Boeseman's rainbowfish), 4880 nucleotides long. RefSeq names its product family with sequence similarity 91 member A1 (gene fam91a1). Gene Ontology annotation, cellular component: trans-Golgi network; cytoplasmic vesicle. Gene Ontology annotation, biological process: intracellular protein transport. NCBI's taxonomy places the organism in Eukaryota, Metazoa, Chordata, Actinopteri, Atheriniformes, Melanotaeniidae. Bases 227 to 2725 code for a protein of 832 amino acids. The transcript is spliced from 24 exons. The record is from RefSeq and is a predicted model, not a curated record.
ACGAAUGUAGCCACGAGCGUGACGAACGCUUCGUUCGAAAAUACAACAAGGAAGUGAGCGUUUAUUGUAAAGGAAAAUAAUCACCGGAUAAAACGUCUCCCCUAAUCAGAGGUCGCUCCGCUCGGUUGUUGGGUGUCGGGUGGGCUGAAGUCACCGUGGACUCGCCCGAGAGCCCGUUUCUGAUCGUUUCGGGGAAUUCUUCAUUUAGCCAGCUAGCUAGCUAGCGAUGAACACGGACGUGGAAUUUCACAUCAGGCAGAAUUAUCCGUGGAACAAGCUCCCAGCUAAUGUCAAACAGAGUUUGGGAAACUCUCAGCGUGAAUAUGAGAAACAUGUGCUUCUGUACAGCAUCCGCAACCAGCUGCGAUUCCGGAAUAACCUAGUGCGCCAUGUGAGGAAAGAUGAGCGCAAGUAUUACGAGGAGCUGCUGAAGUACAGCCGGGACCACCUGAUGCUGUACCCCUACCACCUGUCUGACAUCAUGGUCAAAGGGCUACGAGUCACUCCAUUUUCGUAUUACAUAGGAAUCAUGGAGGAUAUUAUGAACAGUGAGAAGAGUUAUGACUCCUUGCCCAACUUCACAGCUGCUGACUGUCUGAGGCUGCUUGGCAUUGGGAGGAACCAGUACAUUGACCUGAUGAACCAGUGCAGGUCCUCCAAAAAAUUCUUCCGCAGGAAAUCGGCUCGAGACCUGCUUCCAGCCAAACCAGUAGAAAUCUCUGUGGAGCCGUGGUGGGUGGCUCAGACGGGCUACAUCACCGAGGAUGACAUAAGGAUCUGUUCCCCAGCAGAGAAGAGAGCCAUUGAUAAGAUGAUAGAUUCUGGCCCUCAGCUGGCUGGAUCAAUGGAGUACAAUGUGGUGUUAAGCCUGUACAAUCGGGGCUUCAUCUACCUGGAUGUUCCCAUAUCUGAUGACAGCUGCAUCUCAGUCCCCCCCCUCGAAGGGUUCGUCAUGAACCGUGUCCAGGGUGAUUACUUUGAAACACUUCUCUACAAAAUCUUUGUGUCCAUUGACGAGCAGACAAACGUAGCAGAGCUGGCGAACGUGCUGGAAAUUGACUUGGAUUUAGUGAAGAAUGCAGUUUCUAUGUACUGCCGCCUCGGUUUUGCUGUAAAGAAAGGACAAGCGAUCAGCUCUGACCAGCUCCACCCCACCUGGAAGAAUGCCCCAUCUGUCAACAGACUCAAGAGCACCAUGGACCCCCAGAAGAUGCUACUGUCCUGGGAGCAGGGCAGUCCCGUCAUGGAGGGAGGGUCCUCAGCCACAGACACCGACACCACCAGCCUGGAAGACCAAGCAGACACUGCCAGUGUUAGCAGCCUGAGCAUUCCAGCUGCACCCACUAAGAGGAUCGCCUUCCUCUUUGACUCAACACUGACCGCCUUCCUCAUGAUGGGCAACUUGUCUCCGAACCUGAAGAGUCAUGCAGUGACCAUGUUUGAGGUGGGUAAGCUGUCUGAUGAGACCCUCGACAGCUUCUUGGCUGAGUUGGAGAAGGUGGAAAGCACAGCAGAGGGGGAGGCUCAGCGCUACUUUGACCAUGCGCUAACCCUUAAAAACACCAUCCUCUUCCUGCGCUACAACAAAGAACUUACUCAGGACCAGGGACCUGAUAUCCCAAACAUAGGUUUUCCUUUGGACAUGUUGCGCUGUGAGAGCCUGCUGGGUCUGGACCAGGCCACUUGCAGCCGUGUCCUCAACAAGAACUACAAACUGCUGGUCUCAAUGGCACCCCUCAGUAACGAGAUCAGACCCAUCAGCAGCUGCACGCCUCAGCACAUUGGCCCAGCUAUCCCCGAGGUGAGCUCCAUCUGGUUCAAGUUGUAUCUGUACCACGUGACUGGCCAAGGCCCGCCAUCUCUGCUGCUGUCCAAGGGCUCCAGGCUCCGCAAACUGCCGGAGAUUUUCCAGGUUUAUGACAGAUUGUUGAUCACUUCCUGGGGUCAUGAUCCUGGAGUCGUCCCCACAUCCAACGUCUUGACGAUGCUGAAUGACGCCCUCACACACUCUGCUGUUCUAAUCCAGGGUCAUGGUAUGCAUGGUCAUGGAGAAACGGUUCACAUCCCAUUCCCUUUUGAUGAGGAGGACCUGAAGGGAGAGUUCUCCUACUCCAACAUGUGUGUGCACAAAGCGCUGCAGAAGCUGAAAGAGCAUGUAGAUCUGGAGCACCAGUGUGGCUACAUCACCAUGCUCAACUCCAACAACAGGCACCGUCGCAGGGCCAGUGACAGCGCUGAGUGCAGAGGAGACACCCAUCUUGGUGGAGGCCUGGACACCAACGGCAGCACGGAGUCUUUUGAGCUUGUGACAGAAGAGAAUGGGGAGGGCAAAGGAAAGACAGACACCCUUUCAUCUGAAGACGAGUGGGUCCCUCUUGAACUGUGCUUUGGCAUGCCCCUCUUCAGCUCCGAGCUCAAUCGCAAAGUGUGUCGAAAAAUUGCCUCGCACAAACUGUGCAGCAGCGAGAGCCUUCAAGAGCUUCUUCACUCAAGCCGAAAGCUAUCGCUUAAAGUGCUAAGCUUCGUUCAGUCAUUCCAGGACGGCGGGCAGCCCUCCGACCUGGACAGCGGCGUGUCAAACCCUCUCAGCCAGCCUCCGGCCGAAUCCGGCGUUCCUCUGCCCUGCCUCAACCUCCUCUUCAAGGACGGGCAGCUGAGGGAAUGGAGCGGGCGGGCCCCUCCCCCUCUGAACAUCUCAGCACUGCAGAAAGACCAGCCGUCAUAAACCAUCACCCACAAUCGUCAGAUGACGAGGAAACAGCAUCUCAGUGAGAAGGGCCAUCCUCUGUUUCUUUGCAGCGUCGCGUCUCACCGAGGAUAUUCUCAACCAUGGUCCAGCCUGCAUCUUCAUAUUCGCUCACAAGGAAUAUGCCCUCAUUUAUAGACACACCUUCUUGUCAGUAUCCAAAGAUGGGAGAAUGAGCCCCAUCAGCUGUUUGUCAUUUAUCUACUGUAUGAGGAACAAUUCUUAACAACACUAGUACCAAACCCCUUUUGCUGUUUCUCUCUGUGGUUCCUUGUUUUCGUAGCAAGGUAGUGUUAUCUGUUUGAGUGGUGCUAUUAUCACCUUAUAUAAGAGUGAUGCAGGGAAACAGCAUUCAACCUGGAAGACCAUUUUACUGGAAAGACGAGUGCUGUUUACCGCUAACACCCCCACACCCAUCCUCCAAUGACAAGAGGUUUUGUUUAUUCAUUACAGUGUAAAGUGAUAUCCUAGAUGUUCCAAAUAAGACCUGCAAACUACAACCUUCUUCAGGAAUCACUGACAAUAUGCAUAUUAUAGGACCAAGUCCAUGGACUUAACCAGGUUCAGUUCUAAUACAGACCCUGCAGCCUCCUCGUGUCGUCUCAUGUUCAGUGAUCUAAUGCAUGAUACUGUUGCACAACUCAUAAGAAAAUAAUUUCCUCCUCACUUGUAAUGAAUAAUUGUGGGCAUUUAUUAUUUGCACUGUGCAGGAUUUCUCCAAACCUGUGGAUAAAUAAAUUACAUUUUCUCUUUCUUUUUUUUUAACAUUAGAUGGUUUGUAGUGUGCACAUCAUUUUAGAGCUCAUGUUUAUUAGAAGGAAUUGUUUCCUCAUGGAAACUUAGAGAAGUUAAGAACUGCCUGGGCAUCUGAGAAACUCAUGGUUUUUACCCUUUUCUUUUUUUUUUUUGUCCUUAGAUAACACCAAAGACAUUUUCCAUUUCACUUUAAAUUAUUUUUUGCUCCCCCCCACCCAACUGUUUUUUUUUUUUUUUUUUUUUUUUUUGCUGCCUUAUUAUAAUCAUUCAGCCUGAACGAACCAAGCUUGGAUUAAAUCAGUUAAUUUUCUUUGCAUUGCUUUUUCUAAAUUCAGCUGUUCUUUUAAUCAAUUCUUUGGAUUUGAUGGAGUGCAUAUAGCUAAUACAAUUAACAGUGGGUCAUAAAGUACCGACCUUCCCUGUUCAACAAUGUGACCAGAUCAUUGAAAUGUGACACACUGAAUAGAGCAGGGGCAGUUACAUUUGUGUGUUUGACCCGAGACUGAUGCCAGUAUUGCUUGCCAGUGUUUCUCUCUGGGUGAACCAGCUUGUGUGCAGUGCACUGCUCUCUCGCCCAAGCCCGCCACACUCUCCAAAGGAUUCUGUUUACACCGUGUUUUGAGAAAAACUGGUUUUGUAGUCAUGAGAGAAGACAGCUUUGCCGUGGAGGCUUUCACAGACUCAGAGAAUGGAUAUGUUAAUGCUUUGCCUGGUUUCUCACAGAUGAUGAUUAUAACACAAAAGGGUGUGAAGCCUGUUGCACAUCAUCUUUUUAUUGCAUUUAAAAUGAAAACUCAGUAUGUUGAGGUCUUUUUUUAAUUUUAAAAAUCUGCUCUCUGCAGUUUUUGACCCACUUGUAGUAGUUGUUUCUUAAGAUGUGUUGCUGAAAUAGUAAAAAAAACAAAACAAAACAUGAGGUCCAGCUGAAGCAUGAUGACUGUGUAGAAGUUGUGCGUAUGUUGUGUAUGCGUGUGUCCUGUACAUCUCACAGGUGUGUUUUAAUACAUGCCUUCCUUUAACAGUGAGAGUUCCUUCCCAGUUCUGCCUGUCAGUUAUCUAGUUGCAGUUGCGCAUCCUUCCUUAUCCACAUCCACAGUGUUUAAAAUGAUAGUUUUAUAUGUUGGCCCAUAUUUUAGGAAAUCUUUGUUGUAGCUUGUUUGAUGGGACUGUGUAUAUCAUUGACUGAACAAUAAAGGUAACGCCCUUGUAAUUAAAAAAGGUUACAAAAAAAUAAAUAAAGAAGUGACAUUCCUUCACUAUGCCCCUUCUCCAUCCCUGCCUCUUCUCCAGAUACAUAUGUUCACCAAUAAAUAUGUAAAAAGUAUAUGAAAAUAUAAAUAAAUAUGUAAUAAGAGGAAACUGUUUCCUCCUUGAUAAA